Molecule: messenger RNA, 901 nt
Organism: Tachyglossus aculeatus (Australian echidna)
Lineage: Eukaryota; Metazoa; Chordata; Mammalia; Monotremata; Tachyglossidae
Gene: ANKRD60
Product: ankyrin repeat domain 60
Molecular function (GO): protein binding
Source: RefSeq, a predicted model, not a curated record
GGUGGCUUGAUGUGUGAGGGGUCCUUGGGCCUGCGGGUGCUGCUCCCGCUGUCCGGAGAGACCUUCUGGCUGCCCCACUGCGGGCCCCAAACCACCGCACGCCAACUCAAGGAGGAGCUGGAGCUGGUGGCGGGCAUCCCGCUCCACUGCCAGCGGCUCCUCUACCUCGACCAAGGAGUCUUGAUGGAUGAGUCUACAAUAAGAUUUCAUGAUAUUGUUCCUGGUGGAAUUAUUACAAUGUGUAUCUGGCAUGAAGAUGGAUGGGAGGAUCUUGUCCUGGCUGCAAUAGAAGGGGACAUCAAAAAGCUAUCCUGUUUGGGAGUUACUGAAGACUCUUCCUACCAAACUGCACAUUCAAAGUGCUUAGGAGCCAAGGAGAAGAAGGAAUGGGUGGCUCACAGAGCUUUUGUGGCCUUUUAUAUUGCAGCACAUAGAAACCACUCAUCCGUGGUACACUAUUUCCUACAAAAUGGUAUCGACUAUAUGAAAAAAACUCCAGCGGGUAGAACAGCUCUUCAUGUUGCUUCUUCCAUGGGCAAUGUUAACUGUGUGGAUUUACUUCUGCAACACGAGGAACUAGUCUCUGAAAGGGACUCAAAGGGGCAAACAGCAAUGAGCCUGGCACGGCAAUGGAGGCGCAAGCAGAGUGAACAGAAACUCUUCCUUUUUCAGUGGAAAAAGAGAGUAUCCAGCAGUGCAAAGAGCAGGAGCCUACAAGUAUCUAAAGACUCCACCGAGUUCAUUUCUGACCUGAGGAGACAUGGAGACAUCCAGAAUCACGCUAAAGCUUUCUCCGAUAGACUUUCAGGAUACACAUCCCCGCGUGAUUCCAGAGAGGUUUUAGCCAUAAGUGUAAUGGAAACAUUACAUUUAAUUCAGCUCAGAUAUUAAAUUACCUCAU